This is a messenger RNA of Mesorhabditis belari, 2892 nucleotides long. The record is from the annotation of a GenBank genome assembly. NCBI's taxonomy places the organism in Eukaryota, Metazoa, Nematoda, Chromadorea, Rhabditida, Rhabditidae.
AUGUGUAAAGCUACGUUUACGAAUCAACAAUUCUCAGAAUACUUUCUCAUCAACAUCGGGCGGGGCCGAUCGUACGAGGAGCCCCAGUCUCAUACUCAUUUUGAGCGAUGUUUCCCUUUCUCGCACCAUUGCGACAUCCUGAAUCAAGGAUUCGCAUUAGUGUCAACCCGGAAAGGAGCGUCGAGAUCGUUUUUCCUUGCCUCAUCACCCCUUACAACAAGGACACAUAGUGAGGAUCGAGGAGUGAGUGCAAUUAAUGCACAAGAGAAUGUCAGAUUCCUCACGGGUUCCCCAAGCCGAGCCCAAUCCACCUCGCCGGCUCGUUCCUCACCUCGAGGUGUCCCUGUAGCCUCCUCAUCCUCAACUUCAUCACGAUCUCCAAAAUCCUCGCCUGUCCCGCCCCCACCCGUCACCCGACAACGAAAUAAAGGAUUAGAGAUGUCUUCUGGGAUGAUGGAACUCUUCGGUGGCUCUCCAGGCACAUCAGCUUUUGGUGCAGGGUCUUGCUUUGAGAAGCUUCCCAAUCGAAACGAAGAGAGAACCCAGCAAUCGUUUGGUCGAAAGAAUGUCCUUGAAAAGGAAAUCUACGAUACAACAAAAAAUGAGGUGCACCAUCCCCUUCCAUCAACAUCCGGUAUCUUUAAUGUGAUCGAAGAUCACAAUGCCGCUUAUGAGAGAGCGCUGAAUCGGUCGAGGAAGAGAUUCAUUGAUCAACGGGUUGAAGAAGUCAAAGAAAAUCAAUGGGUUGAAGAAGUGAAACAAAGUGUAGAGAUUCCCGAACCCGAGCCUGAGAUUGAAGUGUUGACGAGAGAUUUCGAAAGAGAAAAAUUGAUGGAAGAUUUUGAUGAAGAUCUUCGACGGAGAUUGGAAGAAGAAGGAGUCGAUUGGGGAGAUGAAAAUGAUGAUCUAGGUGAAGAGACUCGUGUUCGCCGAGAGAUGAACGAGUGUCCAGCUGCACGGAUAUUAGCAGAACUUGGUCUCACUGAUGAUAUUUAUCAGAAUCCAAUAUCAGAUCUAUCUCCAAUCGAAGAAGUCGAUACUCCGUCUUCGAGCAAUGAUUGGAAAAGUGAAGAGAAUGGUUUGGAGAGUGAAGAGCGAUGGAGAAUGGGAGAACCCGGGCCGGAUAUGGGUGGAGAUGAGGAAGUGAUACUCCUCGAUGAUGAGGGGCGGGUGAUCUCGCAGAAAGACGGAGAAGAGACGCUACGCGACACGCAGCACUUGGACGAGAGUGCAGAGGGAGCAGAGGAUUCAUCUCAACCAAUGACAGACACACGAGCAUCCAAUACUCCCGAUUCGGACAUCCCCUCACAACAAAGUAACGACGCCGCCACGAUGGCACUCCUCAUCCGGGGCGCACAGGUUGUCAACGAUGACAGUGUCUUCAGCGCCGACGUCUUGAUUGAAGAUGGGAAAAUUAUCCAAGUAAGCACAUCGAUCGAGCCACCGCAAGGAGCCGUUGUUGUCGAGGCCACUGGUCGUUUGUUGUUGCCAGCUGGAAUCGAUGUGCACACGUGUUUCUCGGCCGUCGACUCGGUCGAUGAUUUCAAGACGGGUGGAUUAGCAGCUGUGGCUGGUGGAACUGCUACGGUAAUCGAAUUGGUGACCCCACGAGAGGGAGAAUCCCUAUCAACGGCUGUUGCCAGAAUCAGAAAAUCCUCCGAGAACUCGAUCUGUCACGUUGGAAUCUCUGUUCGGGUAAAGAAAUGGGAUGAGACGAUCAAAAGGGAAAUGGAGGUGCUCACGAAAAGCGGUGUCAACAGUUUUGCUCUCGAUUUCGAGGGAGAUGAGAAGUUGUAUCAGGCUCUCGAGUUCUGCAAGACUCUCGGCGCUCAUGCCCGUCUCCUACCCGAGAAUCGAUCAAUCGUCGCUCAAUUGGAGCACAAAAUGCUCAGUCUUGGCAUCACUGGACCGGAGGGAUUUGUUCAAUCUAGGCCUGAAGAGCUCGAAAAGGAGAGAGUAUCGACGAUUUGCUUGCUCAGCCAGAUCACCAAUUGUCCCGUCUCGAUUCUAUCGUUAUCUUCUGCGGAGAGCGCCACUGCGUUGAGGGAGGGACGAGAUCGAGGAGCACUCGCUCAUCCCGAGGUAGCUGCUAUUGCUGUGUGCUCGGAUGGAUCAAACUAUUUCAACAAAUGUCAUCGUCAUGCCGCUGCACAUCUCACCGAGUCCCCACUCCGCACCGAUAUCCAAAAUCAACAGAAACUCUUCGGAACCCUGUCAUCAGCCGCUCUUUGCAUGUUCGCCUCCGGUCAUAAAGCUCACUCGUCGUCGAGUCGAUGCAACAAAGAUUUCACAACAAUGCCUAAAGGUGUUUCGGGUGUCGCUGAAAGAUUGGCCAUUCUUUGGGAGAAAGGAGUCCGGUCGGGAAGAAUCGAUCCGAUGAGAUUCGUCGCUCUUUCGUCAACAAAUGCCGCAAAAGUAUUCAACUUGUAUCCACAAAAGGGACGAAUCGCCGUGGGAGCUGAUGCGGAUCUUGUUCUUUGGGAUCCAAUCGUGAAACGACGGCUCUCCAUCGCUGAUUCGCACUCGAAAGCCGAUACAUCACCGUUUGAAGGUCUAACUGUUCACGGUGGUGCAUCGAUCACAAUAAUAGCUGGAGGAGCUCUUUCACUCAAUCUACCCACACACUCACCACAUCUAUUCGCCGUUGUGCAGAUGAGAGAUCGGUCGUCAAACUUCGAGAAAGUCGAUCGAUCCGAUGGAAUGACGGUGACAAAUGGUGGUGGUGGAGGAGGACCAAAGAGAGAAGCCUCUCCAUUCGGCGAGAAUCAACCGCCAACCGCUCGCCCACGACGAAGUCACAAUGAGAGUAGUAUCUCGUUUGGUGGACAAGGUGACGACCGCCCACAAGCGCGCACUCGGAAUCCGCCCGGUGGACGCACGACAGGCCUUUGG